AUGAAUAUAGAGGACUUCCUAAAAUUCAACAACUUAAAUUUAUGCAAAGAUAAAAUAGUAAACAGCAUCCAACGUAACAAAAUCGGCAUACUUAUAACAAAUUUGGGCAGCCCCGAGAAACCGACUUAUUGGGCGCUGUACAAAUAUUUGGCUAAGUUCCUGGGCGACCCUCGAGUUGUCAAGCUGAAUCGCUUUUUGUGGCUGCCCCUGCUCUACGGAUACGUACUGCCCUUCCGCAGCGGGAAGUCCCUAUCCAAAUAUAAAAAUGUAUGGACAGACGAAGGGUCCCCUCUAUGCGUGAACACGCAUAACCAGUGCGCCGCGUUGAAGGAGCGUUUAUUUGCAAUGUACAAGGACAAAGUCACGAUUACCUACGGAAUGCGAUACGGAGAAAGGUCCAUAAAAAGAGCAUUGGAUUAUUUGAAAAGCAAAAACAUAAACAAGCUUCUAGUAGUGCCCCUAUAUCCCCAAUCGGCCGAAUGCACAGUAGCAUCCACGCUUGAUUGCAUAGGUGAAAAUUUAAAAAAGUGGAAUAACAUCCCAGAGUUGAGAUUUCUAUCGGGAUACUGUCUAAAUGAAAAGUACCUAAAUAGUAUCACUGAGAGUAUUCAAAAUUUUUGGAAAAUAAAUGGAAAGGGAAAUAAAUUAAUCAUAUCAUACCAUUCCAUACCUACUAAAACGGUGGAAGAUGGAGAUUUAUAUCCUUUUUUUUGUAUCGAGAGUACAAACCAGUUGAUUAAAAAGCUCAACCUUAAGAAGGAAGAUUAUAUAUUGGCUUUUCAAUCCAGAAUAGAAGGACAGAAAUGGAUACAACCAUGUAUCGAAAAUAUUUUAAAACAGUUGUCUUUUGAAGGAUGUAAUGUCGUCGAUGUCGUUUGUCCAUCCUUUUCCGCUGACUGCUUGGAGACAUUGGAAGAAAUUGAAAUCACUUAUCGCCAGCAGUUCCUUAAGCAUGGCAAUGGGCGUCUACGAUAUAUAAGCUGCUUAAAUUAUUCAAAAGUGGGCAUUGAUUUUCUCAUGGGUAUUAUUCAGGAGAACAUGGUCGGAUGGUAG
This is a messenger RNA of Plasmodium cynomolgi strain B, 1053 nucleotides long. RefSeq names its product ferrochelatase. The record is from RefSeq and is a predicted model, not a curated record. Bases 1 to 1053 code for a protein of 350 amino acids. The transcript has 4 exons. NCBI's taxonomy places the organism in Eukaryota, Apicomplexa, Aconoidasida, Haemosporida, Plasmodiidae. Gene Ontology annotation, biological process: heme biosynthetic process. Gene Ontology annotation, molecular function: protoporphyrin ferrochelatase activity.